This is a messenger RNA of Daphnia carinata, 1526 nucleotides long. RefSeq names its product heterogeneous nuclear ribonucleoprotein H2-like (gene glo). Gene Ontology annotation, molecular function: RNA binding. The transcript is spliced from 11 exons. Gene Ontology annotation, cellular component: nucleoplasm; ribonucleoprotein complex. The record is from RefSeq and is a predicted model, not a curated record. Gene Ontology annotation, biological process: regulation of RNA splicing. NCBI's taxonomy places the organism in Eukaryota, Metazoa, Arthropoda, Branchiopoda, Diplostraca, Daphniidae. Bases 194 to 1378 code for a protein of 394 amino acids.
ACAUGAUUCUACGUCUCACAUACGCACCACGCUUACAUUCAUAUUGGCGUCGGCGUGGGGAAGCCCAUAACCUUGCAUUCGCUGUCUGUACAGUCUUGACACAGUGUGGUUCAAACUGCAUUAGUAUAGUCUUUCGAAGGAGCAGUAUUGGUGCUUUCUUGAGGCACAAAUCCUGAAAACACCUGAUAUUUGAAUGAGUGACGCUCCCGAAGUAAAAGGGAAAGAAAUGGCAGACGAGGAUGGUUUCGUGGUGCGUUUAAGAGGUUUGCCAUGGGCAGUAACCGAUGACGAUAUCCUCAAAUUCUUCGAGGAUUCAAAUAUUGUUGGAGGUGCCGCGGGGAUUCACAUGACGUACACGAGGGAAGGAAGACCAACAGGUGAAGGUUAUUUGGAGUUGGGGUGUGAAGAGGAUGUUGAAAAGGCUCUCACGAAGCAUAAUGAACACCUUGGCCCUCGCUACAUUGAAGUUUUUCGUUCCAAACGGUCUGAAAUGGAGUGGAUGGUCAAACGAUCUGGGCCACCGAACGCUGCUGCACCUUCAUCUGACGAUGAUUGUUUUGUUCGUUUGCGUGGAUUGCCUUUCGGUUGCUCCAAGGAGGAGAUCGCGCAGUUCUUUACUGGGUUGGAGAUAGUGCCAAACGGAAUUACUCUACCUACGGACUAUUCUGGGAGGAGCACGGGCGAAGCGUAUAUUCAGUUUGCAACUUCUGCUCUAGCUGAGAGGGCUCUUGAGAAACACAAGGAAAAGAUCGGGCACAGGUAUAUUGAGAUAUUCCGCAGUAGUUUGAGUGAAGCUCGUGCAGCACUGGCCAGCAUUCCUCGAGGUGGAGGAGGAGGAGGUGGCCGUGGAGGCGGUUCGCACGAAGGUCGGUAUGGUGGGGGUGAUAGGUACGGAGGUGGUCGACCUAGCCCAUACGACCGCAAUGUAGAUCGCUACGGUGGUGGUCCAGGUCAAAUGCGCCAUGGAGGAGGGCACAUGAGAAGAAGAGAUCCAUACAUGCGUGGAGGUGAUUGGGGUAAUGGAGGACCACCACGAUACAUGGAACCAAGUUUCGAGCGGCCGCGAACGUUGAAAACCUUGUAUGGGGAUGAAGGAUCUGGACAUCGCAUCCACAUGCGUGGGUUGCCCUUCAGAGCGUCUGAGGAUGAUAUUGCAGAAUUCUUCCAUCCGCUGCACCCGGUUGCCAUCCAUAUUGGCUAUGAGCAAGGCCGUGCUUCGGGUGAGGCUGACGUUGAGUUUGCUUCUCACGAUGAUGCCGUCCGCGCUAUGAGCAGGGAUAAAUGUAACAUGCAACAUCGUUACAUUGAAUUGUUCCUUAACUCAACUGCUGGACCAGCAGGAUACGGCCCUCCAUAUGGAGGUGGUUACGAUAAUUGAUUUACUUAGUUCGUCCCCUGCGUUCUACCCCACAAUGAUUUUUGUCGGUUUAAUCUAUUCUGCUCCCCCCAUUUUUCAUAUAAAAAAUUGUGGCUCUGUCGUUUGUACGCAUUCCGUCUAAGUAAUACACACCACAUUUAAACGUAAA